AUGACGUCCAUCGCACGUCGAAUCGUCAGCGGCCAAAAGGCUCGCUUCAAGGAUCCUCUGCUGGACCUCGACCUCGAUCUCACCUACGUCACUGAUCACCUCAUCAUCAUGGGCUUUCCGGCGUCGGGCGUAGCCUCUCUCUACCGCAACAAGCGCUCCGAUGUGCGUCGCUUCCUCGACAAGCGUCAUGACGAUCUUUAUCGCGUCUACAACUUUUGUCCCGUAACCGAAAACGCGUACGACGCCGAUGAGUUUUACGGGCGUGUCUCGCGCUUUCCCUUCCCCGACCACCAUGUUCCACCACUGAGUCUCAUCCCUCUCUUUGUGGCGGACGUCACCGAGUAUCUCGAGUCAGAUCCGGAUGCGACGGCUGUCAUCCAUUGCAAGGCGGGAAAGGGAAGGUCGGGAACCAUGACGUGCUGCUAUUUGGUUUCAUUGCCGUAUCUUCCUACCGCGCCUACUAGCAUGAAGAAUUAUAGCAAGAUGCAGCGCCCGCCCAAGCAGUCGAUCGCACCAUCUCCUUUUGCUACGAUCGCUCCCGAAGCUGGACGACAGAGCGCUUGCCAUGAGCAGAAUGCAACUCAGGCACCAACAGUGAUGCAGCUACAGCCGCCGAACGAAGACGGGCCCAUGCCGCCACCCCGCCGAAGUAGUAUGACGCUUCAGAUUCCACGUUCAGCAGCGUGGGGCAACGUUUCGUCCUCCGACUCUUCCUACAUGGCGCCUUCGACAAGCGGCACUCUUCGUCGCAGACCCUCCCUUGCGCCGGAGCAAAGCAUCAUUCGCAACGACGACCACAAUCCGGAAGCAGAGAUCGAUCAGAUCUCACGCCGACUCCAGACCAUUUUCGAUCUGCAUACAGAACGACGCAUGAAACCUCCAUCUGCCAAAAAGGCUUCGGUACGCCCACGCUCUCGUUCCAACGCAGCAGGCCUUCGUCCGUCUGCGCACUCUACAGGAGUGAUGAACUCUGCUGCUACAUCGACGCUCUCGCUACGCGCUCUCGGUGCUGGACCAGCCGGUCGAAGUUGCGAUGCUCUUCACAUGACGCAAAGCUCCAACGACUUGAGCUCAAGUUUCCAUUCACGAUUUGCUAGCCACAGUCGGGCUAGCACCAGUAUGUCGCAGCAGUUUGAUGACAGUUUGCGCUACAGCCACGGAUACGAUCGUGCCGAUCUCGGCAACUCUAUGGUUGGUCCCCUCGGCGGCGCAUACAGUCAAGAUGACGAUCGAUCCGAUUCGAAUGCAGUCAACCAGAACACCGAAGAUCGUGGUAGUACCAAGCAACCCAGGAUGGGCGUGUCGAUCCCCAGCCAGCGCAGGUGGGUCGGCUACUGGACACGCAUUCUCUCUGGACGAGACGCACGUCUAUCGAUGAUCUCGACUGUUUGUCAGCCACGACGUCUCAUCCGCAUCACACGCAUCUCUGUCGAGCGACACGAUGCGGCUUCGUCCAAAAACGCACAGGGUUGGCUCGAGCGUCUUGUACCCCACUCUGACUCGCUCAGCGUGCAACUAGUGCGCUAUCAAGACUCGCUUGUAGAACGACUGGAAUCCUGGGAGAGGCACGCACGUCGUCGGGCGAAAGCGUUCGGCAAACAUGAUCCUUCCGGCCUCGCCGGCGAUCUCGAUCUAGAAGAGCAGCAGCAAAAGCAGUAUCUCAAAACGCUUCGUCGCAAGGCUUCCGACUUGCAUUGUUGGGACGGCAACAAGUUUGGCGAGCAGCACGAGGGCAAGAUUGGCAACUGGGGCAUCUGCGUUAAAGCUGAGGCGGAGAGGGCAAGGGCGUUUGAUUGGAAGGACAACGAGCCGCAGUUGGAUUACUUUGCGCUGCUGCCGCAGAGUCAGCCACGCGUUGCUAUCGAUUGUGACCGGGUCGAACCUCUAAAAGGCAAGAAGAGGGAUCGACUGUGGAAGUAUACUUUCGAACCGCACGAGUCGGAGAGCAAAGAAAGACAAGCAUCCACUUCAAGUUCGGAUUCUGGCUACUACUCUUCCAUCAGUCCCGCGGAUGACACGGCCAUCAACGGUAAUGGCGAUCAGACACAUCUCGCGCCGCCCUCCAACGUUGAUGCACGGGAGAGCUUGGACGCCGCUCCUUGCAUCAGCACAUUGCACAAGCUCACCCGCAAAGCAUCCAACAUCUUCCCUCGUGCUUCCUUCUCUGACCCUUCUUCUUCCAAGCUUAAGGACGAGGAGUCCACGCCACCAUCGCCCACCUCUUACCUACCCAACUCUCACCCUGGCGUCGAGGUCGGCCAGAUCCUUGACGCCGAUCGUGAGGUGUGCGUCAAAGUGCUCGUCGGACGUACGGGUGUCAAGAACGCCAAGUUACCCGACAUUGCCUCUGCAGGGUGGUGCUGGUUCAUCCCUUCUUUUGAAGAUCCUGAUGCCGGAGACGCAGGUAUGGCACGCGUGGGUGCAAAGACACUGAUCAGAUUCGAGAAAGACGAGAUUGAUUUCAGGAAGCAGCCGCUCGGGCUGGUUGCAGUUGAGGUCGAGUGGGAGUGGAUAAGCGUUGGAGUUGAUGAACAAGAGGUACAGUAA
Mycosarcoma maydis (corn smut) is the source of this 2547-nucleotide messenger RNA. RefSeq lists its product as uncharacterized. NCBI's taxonomy places the organism in Eukaryota, Fungi, Basidiomycota, Ustilaginomycetes, Ustilaginales. Gene Ontology annotation, cellular component: nucleus; cytosol; plasma membrane. Gene Ontology annotation, biological process: negative regulation of cell population proliferation; phosphatidylinositol 3-kinase/protein kinase B signal transduction; phosphatidylinositol dephosphorylation. The coding region runs from base 1 to 2547 and encodes 848 amino acids. The record is from RefSeq and is a predicted model, not a curated record. Gene Ontology annotation, molecular function: protein tyrosine phosphatase activity; phosphatidylinositol-3,4,5-trisphosphate 3-phosphatase activity. The transcript has a single exon.